This is a messenger RNA of Williopsis jadinii, 2108 nucleotides long. It is a transcript of the gene CWC22, whose product is annotated as U2-type spliceosomal complex subunit CWC22. The transcript has a single exon. Gene Ontology annotation, molecular function: protein binding; RNA binding. The record is from RefSeq and is a predicted model, not a curated record. Gene Ontology annotation, biological process: mRNA splicing, via spliceosome. The coding region runs from base 19 to 2079 and encodes 686 amino acids. Gene Ontology annotation, cellular component: catalytic step 2 spliceosome. NCBI's taxonomy places the organism in Eukaryota, Fungi, Ascomycota, Saccharomycetes, Phaffomycetales, Wickerhamomycetaceae.
AGCGAAUAUAUCCACAAAAUGGCACCGGGUCCAUCAGAGGGUGCGAAGGCCGAGUAUGAGAGGCUUAAGGCACUGAGUGACAAUGGUACUUACGUUCCAAGGGUGAAAUUACGUGCGUUGAUGGAGCAGAUCAACGGUGGUGAAGGAUCAGUUGAGCUGCAGAGGAUGCGAUGGGACACGUUGAAGAAGGAGAUCAAUGGAUUGGUGAACAAAGUGAACGUUUCCAACAUUAGGAGUAUCGUUGUUGAGCUGUUCAAGCUGAAUCUCCACAGAGGGAUGGGCCUGCUGGUGCGCACGCUUAUGAAGGCACAGAACCAGGCACCUACGUUUACGCCGGUAUACGCUUCUCUUGUUGCGAUUCUGAACUCAAAGAUCCCAGAAAUUGGGAAGCUACUGGUGUCAAGGCUGGUGUUACAGUUCAGGAAGGCAUUCAAGAGAAAUGUCAGUGUCCUGUCGAUAUCUUCAACGACGUUUCUGGCCCAUCUGUGCAACCAACAGGUUUGCCAUGAAAUUAUAGUACUGGAGAUCAUGCGUUUGCUGCUUCUACAUCCUACGGAUGACUCUAUCGACAUCUGCUGUUCUAUGUUGAAACAGUGUGGCUUGUUUCUACAGGAGAUGAGCUCCAACGCAGUUAUGGGGAUAUAUGAGCAACUGAGGGUGAUAUUGCAAGAGGGUAAGAUCCAGAAACGUACGCAGUUUCUCAUUGAAAUUUCAUUUCAAAUAAGGAGAGAUGGAUACAAGGAUCACCCUGUGGUCCCAGAGGGGCUCGACCUGGUUGAUGAGGAAGACCUAGUGACUCACGAAAUAAGGCUCGAUGAUAAAUUGAAAGCACACGAUAACCUCAAUGUCUUUGCCAUGGAUGAGCAUUACGACGAGAACGAGGAGAAGUACAACCAACUACGCCAUGAGAUACUCGGAAGUGACGAUGAAGAGGAGGAAGAAGAAGUUGAGGGUGAAGAUGUAGACGAGCAUGAACAAUUGGAGAAUGAGUACGACGGCGAACAUGAAGUUGAGUCACAUGAUGAACAACCUUCCUCUACAAGCACACCCCAGACCGUGAUUAAAGAUAUGACAGAGACAAAUCUGACCAACUUCCGUAAAACUAUUUACCUCACGUUGAAGGGCUCCAUGUCUGCAGACGAGGCAGUUCACAAGAUUCUCAAACUUCGAGUGAAAACGGAGGAGGAAGUCCGAGUUGUUGAAGUCAUCGUACAGGGGUGCUCUCAAGAACGCACAUACACGAAGUACUAUGGAUCAGUUGGUGAAAAGCUCAGUGGUCAAUCUUCUUCAUGGGCUGAUGCGUUUAACCAGGUCUUCAAGGAGACCUAUGAGACGAUACACAGGCUGGAACCGAACCAGCUGAGAAACGUUUCCAAGUUCUGGGGCCAUAUGUUGUCAUCAGAUGCACUGGGAUGGGAGUCGUUAGAAUGCAUCAAACUCACAGAGUCUGAUACUUCAAGCGCAGGGAGAAUAUUCUUGAAGUUCCUCUUCCAGGAACUUGUUGAGGAAUUGGGGAUUCCACAUCUCAAAGAGAGACUCACUGAGGAUUUCAUUGCACCGUACAUUGAAGGCAUAUUCCCACACGAAGAUUCUCAACAUCUGCAGUUCUCGAUCAAUUACUUCACAGCAAUUGGUUUAGGUAUUCUGACGGAUGAUAUGAGGGAUGCGUUGGAUGCUAUAAAAAGGAAGAGAAUUGAAGAACGUGGGAGAAGCCUGUCGAGAUCUGGAACACCAUCCAGAUCACCAUCCUAUAGUCGAACCCCUUCUCCGUACUCCAGAACACCAUCCAGGUCGCCUGUACGUGGACGCAGUGAUAGGCGCCGUGAAGGAGGAUUCAAUGACCGUUCAAAGUCUCCCUCACGCUCACCAGCCUCAGCGAGAGCAGGCUAUGUUGGUAGGUCAAGAUCUCCAAACAGCCAUAGAGGGCAAAGUCCAGCCAUCAGUGGUGGUGAUUACAGGGAUAGUGUGAGAUACAGAAGCGGCGCACUGAACGAUCAGGAGGAGGAAUUCAAGAAGAGUAACUUUUACUCACGUCAGACUACAAGGCAACAGCACGCAAGACAUCGUGAUUACCAUUAAUCCACGAGACAACUUACAAACUCAUUACA